Thamnophis sirtalis is the source of this 1197-nucleotide messenger RNA. RefSeq names its product solute carrier family 25 member 53 (gene SLC25A53). The record is from RefSeq and is a predicted model, not a curated record. Gene Ontology annotation, cellular component: mitochondrion. Gene Ontology annotation, molecular function: NAD transmembrane transporter activity. Lineage: Eukaryota; Metazoa; Chordata; Lepidosauria; Squamata; Natricidae.
UAUCGUAAAGGGUCUGGUAGACAACUUUGAAACAGCUUCAGAAAUCUGGCUCCAGAAGAAACAUCUAAUUAUUGGAGCGUAAAGAGACUUAAGUGGAAGCAGGAGGGGCUGUCUGUGCAGAGAGGACAUAUCAGAAGUCAUCCUUCCCGGGGGGGAGGGGGAUGCCUGUGGCCCCCACUUCAGGCCUAAGGGCCCAGAUUCCUUUUUAUUUAAAGAUUACAUUUUAAUUACAAUUGAAAUCUUUCCUCCACUUGCCACCGCGAUGGCAACUCCACCGUUCAGAACCCGGGGCUGUGACCCGUGCGCUGUUCCCACAGAGACGUCCGGCGCUCCGCAGCGAUGGAGGAGGAGACCGAGAAGCGUCGAAGGCCAAGGGCUUGGCGGAGUUACUUCGUGGGCGCUGCCUCCAGCAGCCUCUCCACCCUGGCCACCUUCCCUAUAUACAAGACCAUCUUCCGCCAGCAACUGCACGCCUUCUCCGUCCCCAAAGCGGUGCGCCAGCUGUACCACGAAGGCUUCCGCCGCAUCUACCGCGGCGUCUUCCCACCACUCAUGGUCAAGACCCUGCAAGGAACGUUGAUGUUUGGCACUUACAACAGCUGCUACGACUUCCUCUCGGCUCAGCCCUUGGGGUCCUGGUCCCGGAGAGCCGUAGCUGGGCUGUUUUCCGGUUUCUUGGAAGCCUUGGUCUUCUGUCCCUUCGAGAGGGUGCAGAACGUGCUCCAGGACGGGAGGAAGGUCCAGAGAUUCCCCACCACACGUCACAUCCUGUCCACCUUCCGUUCCUACCCUCUCGGGGAGAGCUUCAGCCUGGGCUUCUACCGAGGUCUCGGGCUUCUCCUGAUCCGUAACGGCCUGGGGACUUCCCUUUAUUUUGCCCUGGAAGAGCCCCUCCGUAGCAGCCUCUCCGCACAGAGCUUGCCUCUUGGGGUCCCAGCCUUUCUGUCGGGCAGCCUUAGUGGCACUCUGGUCUCCCUGCUGCUCUACCCUCUUGGCAUCCUCAUUGCCAACGUGCAGUCCCAAGUGGGGAGGCAGGAAAUCCUCGGCCUCUCGGCCACGGUGGCUGAGAUCUGGCAGAUCCGGGGAAGACAAGCCCGGCUGUUGUACAGGGGCGGGUCGCUCCUCAUUCUCCGGUCAAGCCUCACCUGGGGGCUCACAACAGCCAUCUACCAGUACUUGUCCAAGGUCACCAGCUAA